Plasmodium yoelii is the source of this 894-nucleotide messenger RNA. Its product is annotated as PIR protein. The record is from RefSeq and is a predicted model, not a curated record. Bases 1 to 894 code for a protein of 297 amino acids. Lineage: Eukaryota; Apicomplexa; Aconoidasida; Haemosporida; Plasmodiidae. The transcript is spliced from 3 exons.
AUGAAUAAAGAAGCGUGUGAAAAGUUCAAGAAUGUUUGGACGAAUUUUAAAUAUGAUUCUAGUAAUGGAAAUUAUAAAAUUAAUGAUGAUGGCGAUUUCAAAAAGUAUUGUAAUAACGGAAAUUGUGCGAGUGAUCUCGAAAGAAUUAAUGCUGCAUCUUUAUAUUUGUUUAAUGAAUUCUUUGGGGAUUCUUCUUCGCUUAAGAAUUAUGGAAAAAAUAAUAUCGAUAUUGUUGAAUAUAUUAUCAUAUCGUUUAGUUAUAUGUUAAGCUUAUUGAAAAAUAACGAAAACGACAGUCUAAAAUUUUUUUAUACUACAUAUAUAAGUAAUGAUAAGUAUAAAAAGGCUAUAACACGUGUUGAAGGUUGUGGUAAUUAUAAGGAUCUUAUAGAUAAUAAACAAGAUUUGACAACUAUUGACAUUAAAAAAAUAUCUAAAUUUUAUGAACCAUUUAAAUUAUUAUGUGAAAUGUAUACUGAAUUUGAUGAACACAAGAAAGAUUGCGCAGAAAGUUCGAAAAAGGCUAAUCAAUUUGUUGAAAAAUAUAAAGAACUUAAUGGAGAUUCUAGUAUCACUAAAAAUAGUUCAUAUAGUAAAGUAUUGUGUAUUUUAUUAAAUGAUUAUGAUAAUUUUAAAAAGAAAUGUAAUGAUAGUUCAUUGUUUCCAACGAUAGAUAAAACAAAAAUUACUAUAAAAUGUCCUGAACAAAUUUCUGAAGUUACAUCAAGUUCGUCGACAGCAAACAAAUUAUUUAUAGUUUUAUCGAUAUUUGGUGCAAUAGCAAUUUUUUUGGGAAUUUCUUAUAAGUAUUCGUUAUUUGGAUUUCGGAAACGAGCUCAAAAACAAUAUUUAAGAGAAAAAAUAAAAAAUAUAAAGAAGAAAAUGAAUCAUUAA